UCUUUGAGUAAAGGUAAGUUCACAAAAAAAGUUACACCUCUUAGUACACUCUAUAUUAUCUUCCUUAGUCCGCUCCCUCAUCACAUUAUCAUUUGUAAAAAAAAAAAAAGAGAAAAAAAAAAGUAUUAACCUUAAAAAAAGAAAGUAUUGAUCUUUUAGUCUCAUUUCACAUUAAGUAUAAUUUAGCCACUACCUCCUCUUAACACUUACCCGGUCUUCCUCCUCACGCGGACACUCCGAGUCUUCUCUAUUUCCUUGCCCAUAUUUCAUGCUUUCCCGUCCCAAUGUGUGAUUAGCAAAGAAUAAUUACGAUUAACGAUUAAAAUCCACUGCCAAACAACUCCCUAAUUUUUCGCCGAAUUUUCAACAAAUGUCAUGUUUUUAGGGUUCAUUCACUAAUCCCACUCCCAAAUUCCUUUGGAAAAAUCAUUAAUGCGCCCCUAUAUAAUCCCCUUCUUUGUCUUCCCAAUUUCACCACCAAUCUAUUUACAAACCCACCUUCGUGAAUCCAUCAGAAAACGACAUGUCGACCGAGGAGAAGACGAUUGAAGACCCUGCAUCCUCCGCCUCUGCCACUGAGGAAAAUAAGAAUGAAGCCUCCGCCUCCGAGGCGCCGUCUACGACGGAAAACGACGGCGGGGAAAAGAAGAAGAUCUCCCUCAAGACCUCCGACGGCGAGGUCUUCGAGAUCGACGGGGAUAUCGCGAUGCAGUUCGAGACCGUCAAGUCGUUCUUCCAGGACGAGGGCGUCGGCGACAUGGUGAUGCCGGUGCCGAACGUGCACAGCGCGGAGCUCGUGAAGAUCAUCGAUUUCUGCACCAAAACCCAACAUCUGCAUCGGAAAGUGGAGCAAGAUGAGGCGUGGAGGAAGGAGCUGAGGAAAAUCAGCACCGAUUUCGUCAGGGAGUUAACAACCGACAGCGUGAUGGAGCUGAUCCUGGCCGCCGACUUCUUGCACGUCGAUCUAUUGCUGGAAGUGCUGAACCAGACCGUGGCGGAUCGGAUCAAGAACAAGAGCGUCGAGUACGUGAGGAAGUUGUUCGGCGUCGAGAGCGAUUACACGCCCGAGGAAGAACAGAAGCUUCGCGAGGAGUAUGCUUGGGCUUUUGAAGGAGUCGAUGAAGACUGAAUAUAUAAUUUGAAGGAAAGUCACCGUUUUUAAUUUUGGUUCUUGAAUUUCGGGUUAGGGUUAAUUUUGUGAAAAUAAAAAGAGAUGUCUAAAUAUCACCGUCCAAAAUAAAGACGAGAAGACUAGCAGUGGAUGAAUAGUAGAGUUUUAAUUUUAUUAUUGAUGAUGGUGUGGAUUAGUGCUAAUUAUUAAUUGAAAUCUUGUUGAUUGGCUAA
This is a messenger RNA of Pyrus x bretschneideri (Chinese white pear), 1344 nucleotides long. RefSeq names its product SKP1-like protein 11. The record is from RefSeq and is a predicted model, not a curated record. Gene Ontology annotation, molecular function: cullin family protein binding. Bases 524 to 1129 code for a protein of 201 amino acids. Gene Ontology annotation, cellular component: cytoplasm; nucleus. Gene Ontology annotation, biological process: SCF-dependent proteasomal ubiquitin-dependent protein catabolic process. Lineage: Eukaryota; Viridiplantae; Streptophyta; Magnoliopsida; Rosales; Rosaceae. The transcript has a single exon.